GUGACAUGGUCCCUAGCACGAUAGCAGGAAAGAUUUUUGGCUCUAUAUGCUCUCUCAGUGGUGUCCUGGUAAUCGCAUUGCCUGUCCCUGUAAUUGUAUCGAACUUUAGUCGCAUCUACCACCAGAACCAGAGGGCUGACAAGAGACGAGCACAACAGAAAGUUCGGCUUGCACGAAUUCGUCUAGCAAAGAGUGGAACUACAAAUGCCUUUCUGCAUUAUAAACAGAAUGGAUUACUAGAGGGUUCUGACAAUGGAAGCCAGUCCCUAUGUGUAAAGAAUCGUUCAUCUUUUGAACAUCAGCAUCAUCACCUCCUGCACUGCCUGGAAAAGACAACAUGCCAUGAGUUUACUGAUGAGCAAACAUUCAGUGAGAUGUGUAUGGCUGAGUCAAUGGGCUACAGGACAAGUCGCAGUACCUCCAUUUCUUCACACCAGGGGAUCAGCACCUCAUGUUGCCCAAGGAGAGUCAAGAGACGAGCCAUCCGAUUAGCCAACUCCACUGUGUCUGUUAGCCGUGGCAGCAUGCAAGAACUGGACACCUUACAGAUACAGAAAAGUUCCAUUGCACAGAGCCGUUCAAGCUUGAAUGCCAGGACGCAUGAUAACAUGGCUCUGAACUGUGAUGUAACAGACCUUACAGCAGCAAUUAUUAGCAUCCCUACUCCUCCCGCCAACACGCCAGAUGAAAGCCUACCGCCAUCCCCAGCAGUGCCGGGCAGUCUCAGGAACUCCAGCUUCAGCACAACGAGCUACAUACAGGAGACUGUCAAGAUCUCAUCAUUGUAGUUGAGUAAAAAGUGACAAGUUAUCAAGAAAAUCAGCUGAACAGCAGAGAUGGAGAGCAAAGAGGCACUCUGCCUCAGGGACUCAAAUGGGUGUAAAGUAGAAAAUUAUUUAAUUAAAAAAAGCCUGCUUUAAAGAUAAAAUAUUUCACUGUAAACAGAGAGUAUAUAUUGAAAAGUAUUAAUUUGCGGAAAAAAAACAUAUUUAGCAUUUUACUAGCUUAAUCACCUAUGGGAAAGAAAAAAAAACAAACUCUCAGGUGUUAACGUUUUACAGUAUGUGUUGUAUAUGAAAUGUGAGUUAGCCCCACAGCUGGUGAAAGGCACAAUGGCAUGUCCAAAAAAUGUUACUCUCAUUAGGAUAUUCAUCAUGAUGCUGCCUGUAGUGUUUCCUUAUAUCAUUAAUUUUACAUAGACUGUGCCUCACAUUAGAUAAAGGCAAACUUGCAGUGCUGCAGCAAAGUCAGUCCUGAUGUCAGCCUUGUGGGACUAGUGUGCAUCAUGACCGCUGUGAUAUGCCCCAGGGUACAGAUGAAAUGGCUGUGGUGCUAAUGCAAGAUUUUUUCUUUUUUGCCAGCUAAAUGGGGUAGUACCUGCACUUUGCAUUUUAAUAUUGAUAGUUGUCAUGAUGACAGAAUAACAAUAAAGUUACAGCAUUCUUUUCUAAUAGCACCAGGAAGGGAAGCAAUGGGUUAUACUGAAGGUGUCAGUGUUUAUGUUAUGUUUUAUCCUGUACUGUCGGUGGUGACAGAUGAGAAAACAAUGAAGCCCAACAUAUUUCCUUAGUAUAAAAGAAAAAAGUGAAUAGUACCCAACAUUCAGUGUUAAUUAAUCAUAAAAUAUCUUAGUUUUCAUUAUUUUUGUCAUACCUGAAUGUUUCUGAACAAAGUAGGUUGGAUGAUAUUUGCUGGUAUGACUUUUGCUUCAUUUCCUGAGAGGACACAUGCCUUUCCUCUGUGGAAGCUGCAUUUACUUAUUUAAUUGUUUAGAAUUUGACUUGUAUAUUAUUUUAUUGGGAUCUCAUUAGUCUGGAUGAUUAGAGAAAUAACACAGUAUUAUCUCAUAGGAUAACUAGUCUCCAUGCUGUAUCACCAAGGAAAAGAAAACCAAGCCCAUGUUUCUGACUUAGCCAUCAUCAAACCAGUUUUGCAAAGAAGCAGCAGAAUUAUCACCAAGAGUCAACAAGGAAGUGCAUGCCUGGAAUUCCAUGCUAACUUCACACUAUAGCCUGGAAAUCCAUGGUAAAGUCACACUGUAAAGUAGACAAGACAUUGACUCAUCGAGUCACAUUUGCAUGCCGUUGUAGCUAUCUUGGCUCUAGUUUUAACAAACUUUUGUAAAUUAAAUAAAGUAAAAGUAAAGUAAUAUACAGAAACCUAAGUUGUGUCAUACCAAUGUGGUAUGACAGGUGAAUUAAGAGGUGGAAGAGUCGCAACACGUGGUCCAUGGAUCAAAGAUUACUGUGUUAGACUGACUGCACCAAAUCUGUGUAUAAGUACAUAGAAGGAUUUCCUUGUGGACUGCACCUGUUCACCAGUUCUGCUCCAGCACAUUUUAUUAGAUUAUUACUCUCUGAGCAGGUCAGAGACUACUCAAAAAAGAAAACGAAAGAAAGAAAGAAAGAAAGAAAGAAAGAAAGAAAGAAAGAAAGAAAGAGAAAGAGAGAAAAAAGAAUAGACAAAUAAUAUGAGAGAAUGUUAGAGGAUGUAGAGAGUGAAAGAAGACA
Messenger RNA from Protopterus annectens (West African lungfish), 2510 nucleotides. Its product is annotated as potassium voltage-gated channel subfamily D member 1-like. The record is from RefSeq and is a predicted model, not a curated record. Gene Ontology annotation, biological process: potassium ion transmembrane transport. Gene Ontology annotation, molecular function: A-type (transient outward) potassium channel activity. Bases 6 to 788 code for a protein of 260 amino acids. NCBI's taxonomy places the organism in Eukaryota, Metazoa, Chordata, Ceratodontiformes, Protopteridae. Gene Ontology annotation, cellular component: voltage-gated potassium channel complex. The transcript has 5 exons.